CCUGUCUGUGGCCUUCGUAAAUUACAGAAUUCCGACAUAAUGAGUCGCUUGGGGCCGGUAAGUCGCGACGCUUGUGACAUUUACCUGUCUGUCCCGUAACAUUGUGAGAAAGGUAGCUCUUUGGGUCCACCUCAGGUUGUCAUCACUUUCAGCACGUCAGAGCAGCAACCCACGUUGCUUGUACAAACGAAGGACAUUAGCCAGGUUGAUAAUUAGGAGGCUGCAAUUCAGUGUUUAACGGAAUAGGGCCAGCUGCAAUGACGCAUUGUGGCAUAAUGCUUCAGCUUACUAUCGAGUGUGCCAGCUGGUAGUGGCACGAGAAGGGGCAGCGAGGCGAUAGGUGGCUGCCUCAUGUCAAUUUUGCCAGCUGGCAGGUGCAAAAGAAGGCGCUGCGCAGCAUUCUGCAGCUCGCUUCUGAGUUGGGUUUGCAAGCUAAGAUUGGCAUGAGCUGGCGCAGGCGGCAAUCUGUGGAUGCCUGCCUUGUAGUAUUCAAAAAGGCAGCUGGCGCUGGCAAGCGGUGGCGGAGGGCGGCACGCAAUGGCGGCCUCCAACCACCUUGCAUGCUUGCCAAGUGUCUGGAGAGGACUGUGAGUCAGCAGCCGGCUGACUUGGCAGAGGUGGCGGUGGCGCACCAUGGCGUCCUGUGGCGCUGUUGUGUGGCAGCUCUUUCAAACUGCCAGAUUGAGCCACAAUACUUCCUCACCUUACAACCUUUCUAGAACCAUCAAAAGACCCCAAAGUUGAGAGCCCCCUCCUACCUGAAAGCGCACCUGAAGAGAGUGAAUCAUUGGACAGCAUUUUUGAAGACGUCUGCAACCACAUCCUGCCCGGCGUCACCCACUGGCAGAGCCCCAACUGAGAUUCGAAAGCAGGCACUCAUCAAGGGCGGCAGAGAAAUAGCUUUGGCCGAGCAUCACUGUUUUGUCAAGCCAAUCAACAUGCAUGCUUGAGUGCCGCGCUGUGGAAGGUCGCAGAUGGUGGGAUCUGAAGGAGAAGUUUGAUCGGGGCGGGAUCGUGCUGAGCCACGCGACAUGGUCCCUGCGGUUUCAUCCAGACAAGGUAGAGGGAAGGAGUGGGGAGCACCUCCGGCGAUUUGUUCAGCACUUCACGGGCUCUUCAAACGGCCUGAACCACGAGCAAUCAAAGGCUUGCUACGCUACCGAAUUGUUUGCCCCGCUCAACGACGAGCGAUUCAAGCCCGGUCGGACCGCUCAAAAGGCCGGUGGCAUGCUGUGGAGAGCGUGGUUGUCGGUCGAAUGUGCACUCAUCGACGACUACUUAGAAUAUCUGGUCGAGUUCGACGAGUUCAUAGCAAAGGCAAAGCAAGCGAGCCAAGAGCUAGAACGGGCACGUGAGAGGUGGAUUCAUGAGAGGCUCGAGCAAAAGUUCAAGAACUCGAAGGCAUAUAAGAGAUGUAUGAACAAUCGAAGUACCGAGUAGAAGUAGCGAGACGGAUGUUUGCAAUGGUACCUUGUGAAUUUUCUUUGCGAACGAUAUUCCAACCGUUUUAAAUGGAUGCAAUCCUUGGUUAUCGCCC
This is a messenger RNA of Klebsormidium nitens, 1537 nucleotides long. The record is from the annotation of a GenBank genome assembly. Lineage: Eukaryota; Viridiplantae; Streptophyta; Klebsormidiophyceae; Klebsormidiales; Klebsormidiaceae.